AUGGACACGACUUAUGUUCAUAUAAAUGGAAUUUCUAUUCAAAAUCUUAAGCAAGAUUUUGAGGUCUUGGGUGACACAAUAUCUUCUUGCUUAGCUGGUGACCCCGUCACCAUGCGGUCCGUUUUAAACGGCCACAGCGGUGAUAUCAUUCAAAAUCGUAAAAAAUAUGAUGGUUGUUUACGAGACUUAGAAAAGCUGCGCCACGUGUCACGUGAUAACGAAGGCUUGUUUAACUGGUUAUUGGAUGUAAUGAAAAAAUAUAUUAUUCAACUCCAAAAUGACCGACAACAAUAUACAAAUGGUUUAAACUAUAACGAAAACCUGAAAACGCUUAGUAAAUAUUUUGAAGAAUCAAAGUUAUUAAAAUUGCUUACAAAUAUUUUAUUUGAACAUUUAUCGUAUAAUGGUUCUCGCGAAAACACUUUUAAAAUCAACAAAAAACGUAGUAAAGCCUUAUUUGAUGUCUUGGCCGAAACAAAUUCCAUAUGGCUCCUUCAAUGGGCUUUGGAUAAUAACAUCCUUUUCGAAUUUAAAUGUCAGGUGCUUAUGGAAUUUACUAUUUGGAAGCUAAGUCAAUUAAAUUCAAAUAUCCCGUUUACGAUCUUUGAUUUUCUUAUAGAUGUUGAUGCAAUUGCAUAUCAACAAUGUAUCCUUGGUCUUUUGGACAUUUAUUUAAGAAUUGCCCAAGACUACAUGAAUAAUGUGAAUAAUGAGCAUAACACUUUGUCCGAACGAGUUGGCAAAGAAGAACAAAUCUGGAGUAUCCUCACGGUAAAAAACUUACAAACUUUGUGUUACUUUGAAUACAUUACGAAGUUUUCUCUAUGUAUAACUUCAUCUGGCGUCGUCACAUCGAUUUCGGAGGUAUUUUACAAUUGGUUACGAACGUGGUUGUUGACCAAUACAAAUAGCGUAAUACCCCAUGUACUUCCAAUUUGCAUUUCACUUGAUAGUUUGGCAAAUGAGAAAUAUGUGGUUUGCGGUAGUAAUAUUAAAUUGGACGCGGUGCAAUAUUUAAGCGACGUUAUAACCACAGAAUGUGUGUCUUUAAUUCAACAAGUGACAAACGCAUUUGAUGAAUGCAUUGUGGACAUAUGUUCAAACGCUUCAUCACAUUCACACUUGGCGGAAGUAAUUGUGAGAAAUUUUAUGCCACAAAAUUACGCCAAUAAUUUAUCACCUUUAAAAACUUACAAGAUUAUACAUGCGCAAUUAGGGACGUUAUACAUUAUGCCAGAUACGGAAAUAAAUCUUAAUCAGACAUUAAAUCUAUUUCUACAUCGUUUGGAAACAAAUUGGGAGCCAUUUUGGUUGACCAUCCUUAAAUGCAUAGGAUUAUCGUCUAAACAAGCCGCCGAAAAAACAAUUCAAGGAAUAUUUUCGUUAAUUAAUUUAAAGCAACCAGAUGAUCAAAAAAAAAUAACAAGAAGAAUAAACAUAUUGUUCGAAUUUAUUUCAUUAUUUGAACGUCAUUGGGAAAAUGUAUUCAGUAGUCUCAUUGUCGAUAAACUCAUAAAAUCAACAUUAAUUCGGGAAGAAGCUGAUAGUGAAACGAUUUCAAAUAACAUUCAAUCUAUGAACGUUUACAAAACUUUAUUAUAUUUCAUCUUCACUGACUCGAAGAUUUCAAAUAUACAAUUAUCAGAGUUAAUUGGUGGAUCGUUGAAAUCAAGUUUUAAGAAAAAAUUAAUAUAUAAUGCUGAAAAUGCUAGAACUUGGCUUUGUAAGCCAAAAGAAACGAAAAAAUAUUUGACGAAUCUAGAGUUAUUAGUUGAUCGUCCCCCACCAAAAUUUAGAUAUAAUACAAAUAAAAAAUCAUAUUCUUCAACGUGGCAUUCAUUUAAUUCAUUUAAUUCCAAUAUUAAUCACAGUGAGAAAAGUAAUUCUUUAACAAGACUAUCAUCAAAUUCUUUGAAAAAAGAUUUUUUACUUUACUUAAAUGAUUCAAUCCAGAGUUCAUCGAUAAAUCUCAUUAAGUCGAACAUUUUGUCUAACGGUAGAAUUUUCAGAUUAUCUUGUAUGGGGCCAGAUUCAUUAUCAUGUGAUUUUGGAAAAACAAAUAAACUAUCGCGUAUUCUCAUAAAUAAAUUGACUACAUUGGAGCCUCCAACAUCGGUAAUAGAGCACAUGAUAGUACCCAAGCCUAUUCCAUAUGAACGAGAUUGUCCGGAGCUCCGUUUACUAGUAGAUUUUUUAGCAAACGAUCAUGUGGCGUUCAGAGAACUUCACGAUAAUUUAUCCCGUUCACUUCUUUCCAUAAAUAUAUCUUUCUGGUAUAGAGCACUUGAACAUAGUUCGAGAAAAUAUUCUACAGAAUUGGAUAUGGCGAUAGGCCUAAUUGAAACGAUGAGAAAGGCAAGUUAUGUUCCUCCACCAUUAAAUUAUAUUGGACGAUUGUUACCGCAUGUUUUCUCAAAAGACGUGGGAUACUUACUAUAUGAAAUAAUAUGGAAAUUUGUAUUAGAAAAUUGGCAAUUAUGUCCAUAUUCAGAAGAAUUUGACAUAGACAAAAUAGAAAAUAAUUUACCAAUAGGUCUUUCAGAGAGAAUUCAAAAACUUAAACUAAUCCUUCAAAAAAACAUUUUAUCUAUGCCAGAAUUAUUAUCAGCUCAUUUUGUAUAA
Molecule: messenger RNA, 2622 nt
Organism: Diversispora eburnea
Lineage: Eukaryota; Fungi; Glomeromycota; Glomeromycetes; Diversisporales; Diversisporaceae
Source: the annotation of a GenBank genome assembly